This is a messenger RNA of Copidosoma floridanum, 2241 nucleotides long. RefSeq lists its product as uncharacterized. Gene Ontology annotation, biological process: G protein-coupled receptor signaling pathway. The record is from RefSeq and is a predicted model, not a curated record. Gene Ontology annotation, cellular component: membrane. NCBI's taxonomy places the organism in Eukaryota, Metazoa, Arthropoda, Insecta, Hymenoptera, Encyrtidae. Gene Ontology annotation, molecular function: G protein-coupled receptor activity.
AUGGGCCCUUGGAUCUUUGGACCUAUACCGCUCAUACUUGUCUCGUCUCUGGGUCUCAUCGUCAACGCGUAUGUCAUGCUCGUCGUGUUCAGCUUCAACAAGCAGUCGCAACAACAACAAUCGGCCAACACACUGCUGCUGAUACACUUGGGGGCGGUAGAAACGGCAGUUUGCCUGGUACUGCUGAUAUUCUCGACGGGCACGUGGCCCCUGGCUGGUACCUGGUGCGCCCUCUCGGGUUUUUUGUUAGCCCUUUUGCAUCCGAUCGCCCUCUGGACCAUCACCGGACUCAAUUGCGAAAGGUACUAUGCGAUCGCAGCGCCCCUGCAUUACUCGGCCUUGGUGUCCCCGCGAAGAGUCGUUCUUGGCCUAAGUAUAUCUUGGAUCGGCUCGAUACUGCUCUGUCUCACCCCAUUUUCAGGCCUAGUACCGCCUUACCGCUACGUGCCGGGACUGGGCUGUUGUGCACCAGAUUUCGGCAAUGGUAGUUGGGGCUCGGCUGGUGUACUUUACGGCGCAAUAUAUGCAUUCCUCGGUAUCUGUCUACCCGCUUUACUGGUAACUUUGUGCAACUUUCGAGUUCUGGGAAUCGCGAGGUACCACAGGCACCGCAUAGCUAGCGCCAUCUACGAGGUGACGCUCAGCGCCCAGGUAACGAUUACGCAUCAGAGGAACCCAUUUUUUGUACCUGCAGCUACGGCACCAGCGGCUAAUGGACCACCUAGGUUUCAUAGCGCUGCCAGUACGGUAAUGCAGCUCCUUGGCUCUCUCUAUCUUCUUUACCUACCCUAUACUUGUCUACUUCUAUGGGAAGCAUGCGGAAGUGGUAUCGACAAUAUAAGCAAUUUGGCCUCCAGUGGCAGUGUGACGAGUAGCGGAAUCGCAGGUCUGGCGAGCGUCGGCUGGAGCAGUAUCCUCGGCAGCUCGAUCCAGCAUCACCAGCAGAUCCACCGAUCGCCCCGCAUCGCAACGUCCAUCGCGUCGAUCUUGCUUGCCUGCUCGCCGCCCAUCAAUGGCCUGCUCUACGGCAUCAAGUCGCGCACUCUGCGGCGAACUGUGCAGAACUACUGGCGUAAAAAGGCUACCAAGUCCGAACUCCAGCAGGAAAUUCAGGCGCGAACGCCGAGCGCCGCGGGCUCCCGGCGCCCAUCCGGCAGCGGGCCCGCCUCCACCUCGUUCUUUCCGUUCCCGCCGCUUCAGCGUAGAUUGAGCGAGGCUCUCCUCGCCCUUGGCAACUGUCGCGCUGCGGUGGGUGGCUUCGGCAGCGGCAACAUCGUCGGCGCGUUUCACCGAGCCCGGCUGCAGCCGGCCGCCUCGUGUAAUACCCUCCGAGUACCCAACGCUGAGCUUGGAGAGACUGGCCGGCUGGUGAGAUCAAGUGCGAGCACCGUGAGCUUGAUGGCGGUCCACUACCGUAGCGACUACGGCGGUGGCAACGCAACGACGAUGACGGACACCCCGACGCCCACGGCGAACAUCAGCCUCAAUUUCGGCGCCAUAGCCUCGCCGAAGAAGAGCCCGAGGAUCUUGAUUACGCGGGCGUACAGCGAGGAAAGCCAGGAAGGUGCUAGUCCUUUGCUCAGGCGGCACUUUGCCACCCCUGUUUCCGUACCACCCUGCGAGAAGCGCCGCUGGCGCUACCGGAGCACCGAAAGCGAAAGCAGCACCGGGAGUAGCGACGCGAGCGUCUGGACAACGGGGCUUCAGCAGCAACAGGCAGCCAAGCGCUCGACCAAUCCCAAAAGCUCGACCGACUGGCCUUGUGGCCCUCGGCGCAUCAGCCGCGUCAAGACUCUCGAGGAGGGUGCGGCUGUGUUCUCCACCGUCUCGGCGAUCGGGGCUACUUUGCCACCAAGGCCCGGCGACUCCACCAGUGCCGAUACAGCCCAUGGAAACGAUCAGCUAGAAGAGCACCCCAACAACGAUGACGAAACCAACGACUACAACGGCUCGGUCAAGGAGAACGAAGAUCCGAAGGAAAAAAAAGGGGAGGAGGAGAAGGAGGUGGGGGAUCUUGAGUCUAAUUGCAACGAAGGAAAUGGUAAUGAUAUUGGUCCAGAGAACAACGAUGCUGGCGAAGCAAACGCACGCAGUGAUAGUUCAAACAGUUGGAACAGCAGUGGUGCCGAGGAUAACUCGAGGGGCUCUGACGAUGCUGGCUUGUUUAUGCAUCCCAUUACCGAGACGAUGAUUGGUAUAACAGCAAUGAAUAAUAAUUUGCUUCCGGUACAGGUAGAUUAA